AUGCGGGAUGAGGAUGUAGAGAUUUGGAGGAUCUACGCUAAGGCGUUUUUCAAGUUUUGUUUUGCAUGUGUAAAAUUGUACAAGCUUUUUAAGUUUGCAGAUCGAUACGACAUUGUUUUGAUGGCCGUCGGGACCAUCUCCGCAGUGGCAAACGGCCUAAGUCAGUCGUUUAUGACACUAGUCUUCGGCGACAUCGUUAAUAUCUUGGCCUCCUCUUAUCCUAGUCACAUGGUUGAAGAAGUCUCAAAGGUUGGUGUGAAGUUUCUUUACCUUGCGGCAGGCACUUGUGCCAUCUCCUUUCUGCAGGUCUCAUGUUGGAUGGUGACCGGGGCGCGUCAAUCCGCUAGGAUUCGCAGCCUAUACCUGAAAGCUAUAUUAAGACAAGACAUUAGCUUCUACGACACGGAGGCUAACACCGGUGAAGUCAUCAAAAGAUUGUCCCGAUACACCAUUCUUAUUCAAGAAUCCAUGGGAGAAAAGGUUGGGAAAUUCAUGCAACUUCUAUCGACGUCCAUUGGUGUGUACACAAUUGCUUUGAUACAAUGCUGGAAACUCGCAUGGCGUCCUCUAUUUCUGUUCAUAUAUACAAUCGUGAACACGGGGUUCCUUAUGGGAUUGUUGGUGUCAUAUAAUGUUUGGCGUGUUCAAGUCGCUUAUAAACAAGCUGGAAACAAAGUAGAGCAAGCCGUUAAGGCAAUAACAACAGAGGAUGGUGAGUAUAUAUACCAUUACUUGUUCUUCAAGAAAUCUCUAGAUUCUCUACCCACCAAAACCCCUAGCUGCAUGUUUCACAUAUUUAAGCCACUCUGCAGGUCGUUAAAGCAAACGUUGACGUAUCUUCAUGUAUUUGGAACGGGGCAAGCUGUGGCCUCCAAAAUGUUUGAGACGAUCAAUAGGAGACCAAAGAUCGAUGCGUAUGACAUGAGCGGUGAGGUUUUGGAGGAGAUUAAAGGCGAUAUCGAGCUUAGAGAUGUGCAUUUCCGGUACCCGGCAAGACCUGACGUGCAUGUGUUUGCUGGAUUCUCGCUGGUCGUACGUAGCGGCACGACCGUUGCUUUGGUGGGAAAAAGCGGGAGUGGGAAAUCGACGGUGAUCAAUCUGAUUGAAAGGUUUUAUGAUCCGGAAUCAGGAACUGUUUUAAUCGAUGGAACUGACUUAAAGAAGCUUCAGUUGAGAUGGAUCAGAAGCAAGAUUGGUCUUGUAAACCAAGAACCUAUACUAUUCGCGACCACGAUCAGAGAGAACAUUUCCUACGGUAAAGAAGACGCGACCGAGCAAGAAAUUAGAGCUGCGGUUGAUCUCGCUAACGCUGAUAAGUUCAUUGAUAUGCUUCCACAGGGUUUGGACACGGUGGUGGGAGAGGACGGGAUGCAAUUAUCGGGCGGUGAGAAGCAAAGGAUCGCGAUUGCGAGGGCGGUUGUGAAAAACCCAAAAAUCUUACUUUUUGAUGAACCGACAAGCGCAAUGAACAUGGAAUCCGAAGGCAUCGUUGAUGAUUCGCUCUUAAAGCUAAUGCCAAACCGGACCAUCGUGUUGGUGUCUCAUCGCCUUACCACCAUUAGAACUGCCAACGUAAUCGCUGUUGUUGAUCAAGGCAAAAUCGUCGAGAAAGGAACUCACGAGGAGAUGAUUCAAAAUCCCAAGGGCGCAUAUUCGCAGCUCGUUCAUCUACACGAAGGAUCUAAAACAGUUAGCCGAAGCAAAAGCCAUAAUAGGAGUGAGGCAAGUUUUGAGAUGGGAGGAUCUAUAAUCCGAAACAGUGUCUCCUGUGGCAACCAAACCACUGAAAAACGAAAAAAAAUGUCGUUAAGAUGGCUUUCUCUCUUUGAAAGGUUUGAUAUUCGAGUUCUAUUCGUGGCUACAGCGGUUCACGGCAUUGCGUACCCUGUCCAAGGUUUACUCCUUUAUACCUUCAUCACGAACAAGAUUUUCUUCGAGCAUCCAAGUCAUUGGGACGAUCCUCGGAAGUAUUUUAUUUCAUGGGCUCUCAUGUUUGGCGGGUUCUGUUUAACCACUGCGGCCGCUAAUUUUCUUCAAAACUAUCUAUUGGUUGUCCUUGAGGAACAACUUAUCAAACGCUCCCGAUCCUUGUCUUUUGACAAAGUUUUUCACGAGGAGAUAAAGUUGUUCGACCAUACGGCCAACUCGAGCGGAGCGAUUGGGGAGAGGUUAUCAAGAGAUGCUUCAAGGAUGAAAAGUAUGUUGAGAGAUUCAGCCUUGAUCGUGCAGAAUGUAGCAAGUGUAACCGCUGCUUUGCUAAUAAUAGCGUUUUCUGCUAAGUGGGAAUUAAUUUUAGCAGUCCUGGUUAUCACACCAAUCAUGGUCCUCGAAGUAGACUUUCAAACCAACUUUAGCGCAUAUGCAAUGAUGGUGUAUAAAGAUGCUAGCCAGGUGGCAAGCGACGCCGUGCGAAGUAUAAAGACGGUUGUAUCCUUAUGCGCAGAGGAGAAAGUGAUAGAUCUAUACCAGCAAAGAUGCGAGGAACAGAAGGAAAUUGGUGCCCGGUUAGGACUUGUGAUGGGUUUUGGUCACGGUUUCUUCCUCGCGGCGCUUUAUUUCAUCUAUUUCGUCCUGUUCUACUUUGGUUCUGUUUUGAUUCAGCUUGAGAAAGCAACCUUUGUAGAAGUGUUAAAGGUUUUCUUUGUGCUGAGGUUUACAUCAAUAGGAGUGUCUCAGUCGAAUGUUAUGGCCCUUGACAUAAGCAAAGUCAGAGACUCUAUUGCUUCGAUUUGUGAUAUUCUCAACAGUAAACAGAAGAUCGACUAG
Molecule: messenger RNA, 2766 nt
Organism: Microthlaspi erraticum
Lineage: Eukaryota; Viridiplantae; Streptophyta; Magnoliopsida; Brassicales; Brassicaceae
Source: the annotation of a GenBank genome assembly